Molecule: messenger RNA, 2219 nt
Organism: Papaver somniferum (opium poppy)
Lineage: Eukaryota; Viridiplantae; Streptophyta; Magnoliopsida; Ranunculales; Papaveraceae
Product: heat shock 70 kDa protein 8
Exons: 2
Coding region: 256-1977 (573 amino acids)
Biological process (GO): protein refolding; cellular response to unfolded protein
Cellular component (GO): cytoplasm
Molecular function (GO): heat shock protein binding; ATP-dependent protein folding chaperone; ATP binding
Source: RefSeq, a predicted model, not a curated record
UCCCGCAGGGGAACUGGAGAAAAUCCAAAUGCAUACCUGCGAGGAAUUUAUAUUGCCGCGUGGCUAAUUUCAAACACUCAUGAGCUUUCCUUCUCUCUCUAGGAGGCUCUAGAAUGCCCUCCCUCUUUGACCCCUCUUUGUUUUACUCCCUCUCCCUUAGUUCUACAAUCUCUGCCAUUUCAGCUCUCUCUCUCUCUGAGCAAAUUAGCAACAACAGGUUUCACCAUCAUCAGUAAGCACAAUUUUUUAGCAGGAAUGGCUGAGCAAGCUUACACAGUGGCAUCUGAUAGCGAAACAACUGGAGAAGACAAACCAACAUCUGUUUACCCUGAAUUAGCAAUUGGGAUUGAUAUUGGAACUUCACAAUGUAGUAUUGCUUUGUGGAAUGGGUCGGAGGUGCAGCUCCUUCAAAAUUCAAGGAACCAAAAAAUGAUGCAGUCAUAUGUCACCUUUAGGGAUGAAAUCCCUUCUGGUGGAGUAAGUGCACACUUAUCUCAUGAGGAUGAAAUGCUAUCUGGUUCUGCAGUUUUCAACAUGAAAAGAUUAAUUGGAAGAGCAGACACUGAUCCAGUGGUUCAUUUAAGCAAAACCUUACCUUUUCUGGUACAGACUCUGAAUAUUGGUGUCCGGCCCUUCAUUGCAGCCUUGGUAAAUAAUGUUUGGAGGUCAACUACACCUGAAGAAGUUCUUGCGGUGUUUCUGGUAGAACUGAGGGCCAUGGCUGAACUUCAACUGAAACGAGUUGUUCGGAAUGUUGUUCUCACUAUCCCAGUUUCAUUUAGUCGGUUUCAACUCACCCGGAUUGAGCGAGCUUGUGCCAUGGCAGGUCUACAUGUACUCAGAUUAAUGCCUGAACCGACCUCAGUGGCACUUCUUUAUGCCCAACAACAACAACAGCUUAUGCAUGACAACAUGGGGAGCGGCAGUGAGAAACUUGCCCUUAUUUUUAAUAUGGGUGCAGGAUACUGUGAUGUUUGUGUGACAGCCACUGCUGGUGGUGUUUCACAAAUAAAAGCGUUAUCAGGAACUGUGGUUGGAGGAGAAGAUAUUCUUCAGAAUGUGAUGCGCCAUCUGUUGCCUAAUUUAGACAAUCUCCUCUCCAGCCAUGGACUUAGCGAGAUCAAAUCAACGGUUUUGCUUAGAAUUGCAACUCAAGAUGCCAUUCACAGACUUUCAUCCCAAGAUGGUGUCCGAGUAGAAGUUGAUUUGAAAAAUGGCUUAAACAUCAACAGGGUACUGACUCGGGCAGAAUUCGAGGAGAUAAACCAGGAAGUUUUUGGAAAAUGUGAGAACUUGGUAAGGCAAUGUAUGAAUGAUGCAAAAGUACAUAUUGGAGAUAUAAGUGAUGUAAUACUUGUUGGUGGGUGUUCUUACAUACCCAAGAUACGGAGCCUUGUUCUGGGCUUAUGCAAUAAGCAGGAGCCGUAUCUUGGUAUGAACCCACUUGAAGCUGCUGUUUGUGGUGCUGCUCUGGAAGGGGCUGUGGCUUCAGGGGUUAGUGAUUCAUUGGGUGCUUUGGAUCUGCUAACCAUACAAGCUACUCCGCUUAGCCUCGGUAUUCGUGCUGAUGGAAGUAACUUUGUGCCUAUCAUACAUCGAAACACUACUAUGCCAGCAAGGAAGGAGUUGAUAUUUACAACAGCUCAUGAAAACCAAACUGAAGCACUAGUAGCUGUGUAUGAAGGUGAAGGCAUGGGGGUAGAAAAAAAUCAUCUUUUAGGAUGCUUUAAGCUUGUAGGAAUACCUCCAGCGCUGAAAGGAUCACCAGAAAUUAGCAUUUGCAUGGAUAUUGAUGCUUCGAAUGUUCUUAGAGUUUUUGCAGGGAUAUUAAUGCCUGGAGUAGGGCGACCUGUGCACCCUUUCCUUGAAGUAAAGAUGCCAACUGUGGAUGAUGGUCAUGGAUGGUGUGCCGAAGCUUUAACCAAGAUGUAUGGGUCUACUCUAGAGUUGCACACUUCACAGAAGAAAAUGCCGUAGUCUUCUUCUCUCGUGCCUUUUUGUGUGUUUUGGUGUUUGGCUUCUUUUAGCUAGCAGUCUAAUUUUCUGAGAGGUAUGCAUGUUGUAGGGGUUUGGUCCUUUUGGAGUCUAUUGUACGUGAAAAUGAACAAAUAAAUCCUCUAUAAAUGAACCGAGUGAGGUAGUGCUUAUGCUUAGUAGUUUACUUUAAACAGUGUACAUUAUAAGUGAGUACAGUGGAGAUGCUGGCUUUUGUAGUGCAA